AUGGCGAACUCCAGCCUCAAUAACAAUUCAUCGGAUGCUUUUGGUAACCCCUCGCAAGUGUUCACAUCAUCAAGCGAAAGCUUUGAGUUUAAAGUCAUCAAACUUUUCUUUUAUGCCUUGAUUUUCCUAUUAAGCGUCUCUGGGAAUACUCUCGUCUGCUCUGUUAUCAUAAAAAGACGCCGAAUGCGAACUGUCACUAAUUAUUUCAUACUAAACCUCGCAGUGGCUGACCUGGCAAUAACCUGUGUCUGCAUUCCGUUUGACAUACCAGUUCAAGAAAAUAAUUACAGAUGGAUUUAUGGUUCUCUGAUGUGCAAGCUCUUGUAUCCUCUGCAAACUAUUGCUGCGCUUGUUUCCAUCCUUACUUUAGUGGUUGUGAGUCUUAACCGGUUUUGGGCGAUUGUCUACCCGCUGCGAAGCCAGCUUACCAAACCACGUGCAAAAGCUAUCAUUUCCGCAGUAUGGGUGUUAUCAACAUUGAUCAUUCUUCCUUAUAUCUUAGUGUUGCGCCUUGACGAAAAUGUAAUGAGCUGCGAAGAAAUCUGGCCUAAGAAUUUCAAUUACCGGAGAGCUUACACCUUGUCACUUUUCCUUGUUCAAUACGUAACUCCUCUGAUGAUUAUAGCCUUCGCGUACCUUAAAAUCGCACACGAGAUGCGCAAAUGCGUUCAGAAAACGAAUUUGAUUAAUUCUGACCGAGGCCUCGUGGACUCGCAGCGUCAAAAAGAGGCGAGGCGUGUUGUACGCAUGUUGGUCGUAGUCACCAUUCUCUUCGCUGUCUGCGUUCUGCCGAAUAAUCUCAUGUGGCUCUGGCUGGAUUUUGGAAACGGAGCAGAGUAUGAACAUUUCUGGGAUUUGGUCGCCGUGACAAACAUUAUACUAUUUGCCAACAGUGCAGCUAACCCAAUAGCCUACACUCUUUGUAACGAAAACUUCAGAGAUGAAUUUCGGCUUUACUUAUCAUGCGAUCGAGAGAUGUAUAAGUCGAUACUGGCGAUAUCCUCGCCUCAAAAAACGACCUGCUUGAGUUACACAGAAGUACUGAUACAAGCCCAGAGGCAAUCGGCGAAGGCGAAAAAGCUAAACCAGAUACUGAAAGAGACUCGAGAAACUGAUGUGUAACACAACUAUCCAAACCGAUACCGCGAUCGUUUCCUGAUAGAAAACUACGUUUCUGUAAUUUUAUUAAGGAAUGGUAAAAGAAGAUCUUCCCCUUGGAAACUAUAUUAUUUUAAUUUCCAUGAUUGAGAAGUAUGUGUUUCAAUGAAAUACUUGUGAGAGGAUUAUCACAACCUUUCUAAAAUUGUCUGAAAAUAUGCUUAGUGUAUUCCUGAAAUAGACAAUGUGCAGCUACAAGUAAAAUUAGGAAAAAGGUUAUUCUCAGGCUGAAAAGUCGGAGGAUAAAAAAAAAAACACAUGUAUAGCAGAGAGCUUGAGAUAGCCUUCCACGUUCUCUCCUCAAAAAAUGAGAAGUAAGCAAGUAAUAUGUUUAUUAGAAAACAUUCGGAUCGAUUACUUCAGUGGAAUUAAAUAGUUUUAUGUCACUGACCCGUAAUCAGACGAGUAAGUGCCCAUCUUGAGCUUGACCUUGACAUUUGCAUGUGUCGAGAAAAAGAGGGUUAAAAUGGCAUAUACAAAUGGAACAAAUAUGGAGAAAAUACAGAAGCUCACGAACAUAAAUGCUAUUAGUUCAAUACUUCGCAAUUUUUAAUCCGUAACGAUUCGAUUAAAAUAUAAUCUUGUUCAGCCAAUAAUCGUCUUUGACUCAUAUGAAUAUUGUAAAUAAAUUUAGCAGAAUCACGAAACAGCAUAUUUGAGAGAAUAGUCAAGUGUUCUGUUGCAAGAGUCCAUGCCAAGUAUGCUUCUAGUUUAGAAUAUUUUCACAAUGUGAUUUUAAAAAACUUUGAACAAUUUAAACAAAGCGUCCCCUAGUUUUACUUCUGUAAUUAGGCUGGAACUUGAUAAGUUCACCUGAGCAGACCAUUUCAAUUGAACGGCCAAGGACGUUUUUUUAUCUCCCAUUAAGUCGGCUCGUCCAGUCAGCACAAAACAUGCACUCUCCAUAAAAUGUGAAAUUUCUAUAUUUUAACAUUAUUUUUUGCGUUUUGUUCUGUCAACCAAUCUAUCACUUUCUCGUUCCUAAAAGUGUGGUAUUUGAAUUGCAAUUUUUUUUGCAUGAAAAUGUUUGAAAAAAGUUCGGGGAGUACUGUUGUUUAUUCGAACGACGUCUUAAGUUAGGCCGUUUCUUUACUUAGAAAGCGUUGCCUAUUCAUAACUAACUUCUUGAUCGUUGCUAUUCACAGCCGACUGCAAUGGUAGAAAUCCAAGCACAAUUUUAUCUCUUGCUGAAACCCAAAUUUAUGGAUUGAGUUUAUGUUGCUAUAUGUCCUAAAAAUUUAAAAUAUAUAAAAAAAAAAAAAAAAAAAACGGAAUUAAAAUCGCAAGGGAAAUGAAGUAUGCCAAUCAAUUCACUGUGAUCAGGAGGAGGUAGAAGUAUGCUUAUCGAGAGUUAUAAUUGUUUAGCUCUUUCGCCGUCGUUAUUAACAUCCAAAAGAAAAUCUCUGAAAAAUAUUCUGUGUUAGCACACAAAUUAUUGCACUGGUUAGUUUGGCAUUAGAGAAGAUUUGAGGUGGAAAAAUGUACGAAGUUAUAUGUUUACAUUGUGUAUCAGCAAGGAAUGUUAAAACUAAUCAUGAUCUUUAAUAAUAGUAUGUCUUGAAUAUGUACAUAAAAAAGUAAAAAGUUUAGAUUUCCGCGUGAUUCGUGGGCCUCACGAUAACUGACCGAUGUCGCUGAAAAGACCGAAAAGAAAAAUCACCUUAAAGUAACUUUAAAAUUUCCAAUGGUCGUUAAGGAAAUCAAGGCUGAAAAAGCGCCAUGAAACGUGUCUAUGUUUUAAAAUCUGAUUGAAAACUAUGAUUAUCCUACAGGAACAGUAUGAUUAUCGCAAUUAACACACAGUAAACUAACAAUUUACAGUUCACUCACACUUUCUUGAAGUUCUAUAUUUUGUAAACAAAGAUAUAAUUUUCAUUUCUAUUUCAUCUAAAACCUGAAUAUUAAGCGAACAAUUUGUUCAAUUGAAAAGUAAUAUAUAAAACAUAAACAUGAUUAAGUAUUACCGCCAGAAUUCUUCCUCACACGGAGUAUGUUUGUCUCAAAGUUUUUUUUUGCAUUUUUUAAUCGGCCAGAGGACAACGAAAUUAGGCUGUGCCUACUUAAAAUUUAGCUUCCAAGAGACCAAGACAAUUAUAGGAAGAAACAUACCCACAAAUAAGCUUCUGGAACAAACACUUAUUUCAGUGGGUAGGGCGAUAACGAAAAAAAUACUGAAAAUUAAUUCAAGCGCCAGAGAACGUUGGCGUACAAGGACAUUUUCAGAGCAACUAUUUUUAUCACAAUAUGUCGGUGUAAAUCACGUUUCAGAUGUUAACUGAAAAGGCGCCUUCUGUUUCCAUAGUGUUUUUCUUCACAGUUCACUAUCAAUUUUCACCGUUGAGUGCUCGCGCCGUAUCAUUUGCACAUUAAAAAUUAGAUAAAGCUUCUGUGUAGCGAACUUUAUAUUUGGAGAUUUGAUUGGUUUCUGUCGUUAUUAGUACGUUUAACGGGAAUUAGCAACUUGAUCAAGAAAAUCAUUUUUCUGUUUUAUGAUUCUGACAAAAAUGUCAUUCGAGAAUAUGUCACAUUGGUUUCAUAACAUAAUACCACGUCACAGGACACACUUAACGAGAAAUAAAUAUAUUCAAAUAAAGGAAAAUCAAGUGAGAAAGUAAGAAAAAAUAAUCAUGCAUAUUCACUUGCCCAAAGACUGGUAAUUUACAAGCCUUUUAAGUCACGGUUUUCCAUUCAACACCACGCGGGCUGAACUAGCUUUAAUAUAAAGUUCGGAUAUAACGCGUGCUGUCAUUGGUUAAAAGAGCGUGCUCUAUGAAAGUAUAGAGCAUAGAACUGAGCUAAAGCUGUCACGCCAUCUGCCAAAUUGUACUAUUUCCGACGUUUUCCGGAACUUCUUUCUAGCUUUUCUCUCGUAAAUUGAAAGUGAAAUUUCGGAACAAGCGAGCAAAGGUUUGCAAAAAUGCCAGGCGCAGUAAUUUACGUAACUGUAACGUGAGCAGAGACAAAAAUCCUCAAAGAUAAAACAAAAUGGACAGCCCGAGUUUUAAAGGUUUUCACACUCAGAUUGCAAGUGUGCGUAUGGUAAGAAAAAUCAAACACAGCUAACACUUGUAUAGUAUAUAAAGUUUCGUGUUUAAAAACAAAACAGAAAAAAACAGGAAUGAUGAAAAAUAUAACCUGGCAUAACUGUUAAAAUUUAUACUAAUCAUGACGGUGUUAGAGCGACUGCGAUCAUGCUGAGGUCUAUGGCGGCUAGCACAUCAUGGCGAUCUUCGGUCACCGCAAUGGAGCAAGCCUCAGGAACUAAAUCGAUUACCUUUCGAGUGGAAAAAUAAGAGCUUGCUCUGAUAACCUUUCCGAUGCCUCGUGUGGAAGGCCACAUCGGUCACUGCAGCCGAGUUUUACGGCGCUGUCAUUCCGAGCGAUGAAACAUCGCAUGUCCUGGUGAAUUCGUUUGUCGUUCAUUCAUAAAACAUUCGCCUUGAACAGUUUAUUUUCUUCUUUUCAUGUAAAAUAACUUGCGUAUUUUCGUGAGCCACGAUUGGGCAAAAUUUCACUGAACAUUUCACUUUCAGAUUCUGUAUUAGAAACUAAAAAAAUUCAGGCAAAAGUGUUAAAUUCGACAUGCCGAAUUAUUUUAGUUUGUAAAAUAUUGCAGAAUAUGAACUUUGAUGGUUUGACAUUUUUGACAGCUUUAGUCUUGUGCAGCCAAUCAGAUUAUUUGAACCAUUCUAACAGGAAUUCUGAUUGGCUUAUUGUAGCGUGCUUUAUGAGAGUAUAGAGCAUGCUGACGACACUGUUGUUCGCUUUGGAAAUAAAGUUUGUUUUGAAAAUUGAAAGUAAUUCUUGGGGAAUUUAACGGAUUCUGUAUUAUAAAAAAAUAGAGAAGCCCUGACUGUGCUCUGUUCUGUUGUAAAGCACUUAGGAAGCGGCAAGAGCACUCAAGAAGUAGCCCUGCUCUAGCCGCUUCCUGCGUGCUUUACAACAGAACAGAGCAUAGUCAAGGCUUCUCUGUUUGUUAAAUAAGAGUCAUGUUUUGGCUACUUUAUACAUAUACAGCUGUUUUUUUUCCUUUCAUUCCCUGUUUUCUUAUCUACUAACGUAUUUAUCUAUCUAUUUCGAUUGACUAUUUUCUUAAAAGCAAUUCUUAAACCAUAUGUAGCUCAAACCAAGGGUUGAGUAAUAUUGCCAGGAGAUUAAAAAAAUCUACGAGUUUUAUUUUCGUCGAGCGUAAAAAACAAUUGUCCGGGAGAUUGUGCGGAGGUUGUUUUUUUCUUUAAUUCAGUUUGCAUCUAUUUCUCAAUGCACGUUUAUUUAUUUUUUUCUCGCAAAGCAAGCGUGGGUGAAAUAAUUUUAUCGGCGCUCUUGUUCUCGCACUUUUGGUUCUCUCUGUUUUCUAAUUUAUCCAAAAAUAUCUCAUUCAUUAUCCAUUUGUUUUGCUUGAAAUUACUGUUCAACCCUGAGGCUUUAAAUGUCUGCUGAGAGAACAAAGUGGAUAAUGGAUUUGUUUACACUGAAAGAAAGUUGUCAUCGUGUAACCAUAGCGAAGUGACAAGCACGUGCGUUAAGUGAUUUACGACCUAAAAUUAUCAGUGCCACCUGUAAAGAAUAAUAGAACAGGGGCAUUCUGUCUUCCUUCAGGUUAGAGCAAACAUUUUUUCUGGAAGGAUCCUAGUCGUAGUGCGUUUCUCUUGAGAAAACUUGCACACACAACGAGAAGAAAUAAAAGGUAGGACUCCUAACUGAGUAUCAUUACUACACCGUUCAAAACGUAAGCUGAAUGUUCACUGUAGGAAGAUUGUAUUAGUUAUUUCUGCAAAGCGGUCAUACCAGUUGGUGGGCUAAUACACAAUACUUGUAUGAAUAAGUGGAAAACAUGAAAGCUCGGAUAAGUCGCCUUUCAAAGAGCGAUGUUCUAUCACGCUGAAAUACAUGGAAACCAGUUGAAAACUGUAAAGCAGUUUUUAUUUAUUUCUUGACAUAUUUUGUCGCUUACUACAUUUAUAUCACUCAGUUUUCUUUUGUGUUAUAAUUUCGUGUAUAUGUAAGGUAUAUACUAGGGUGUGUUAUCAGCAUGCUCAGAAUUCUAUCCAAAAGAAGACUCGUCCUUUCAUGCUAAUUUUUCAUCAAAUUUAGAACUCAAUAAAAUCUCAACUAAUUUUUUUUCCAAGCAUAAAAACAUUUCCGUAUCCGUAAAGGAACAUAGAUAUUGAUUAGCCUUGACGCCGAACGAUAUUUAAAAUCCUUGUCUCAUUAGCAAUUUUCACAACCCGGAAUUGCAUCGUCCAAUUAUUAUAAACAACACUAAUUGUCAGCAUGGCCUGAGGGAGAUACCUUUAGCAUCUCAUUCAAACAAAUAAUUUUAAUCCAUUAAAGCGAAGAAUAGGAGUCCGGGGGACCUAAACGUUUGUUUUCUGAUGCCUUAAUUGUUUUAGGAGAACUGCGUGUGUUGUCUACUGGAGCCAGUAACAAGCUAAUAACGAGCAGUUAAUGACGGCCUUGAUAGAAAUUAAGUUUCUUUGUGCGUGGUCAGUAUUUUCCUCCCUGAGUUGACUUGAAAAAAUAUUCCCCGAAUGCAAUGUUCUAAAAUUCUUUGACAACCAAAGUCUUUCCUGAUCUGCAUGUUCAUUUGAUUAUUCUAAAGUUUUCUUUCGGAGGAUGAAUAUUACUGAAAGUAAUUGAUCUCUUUCAAAUUUCAGCUACUCGGAACCUUUACUACAUUCGGUCAUCAUUAUUGACGAAAAUUAUUUCCUGCUCUUCUGUAUUUUCUCCCGGCGUCUUAGCAGAUUUGACAUUCUUUUUUUUUGCAGUCAUUCAUUAAAAAAUUUAUCUGAGCUAAAGUAAAAGUAACUGAAAUCCAGGUUGCCUUACUUUACCGGUGAAUCUAUUCUAAGGCGGCUAAAUGAAACGAAUGUGUAUUAUAAACAUCGCCGAUGCUAUAUUUUUACAUGAGUCAAGAAGGUUAUGUGAGAUGCCACUAUUAUGUUGACAAUCACUAGAUGUUUUGAAAAUUGGCUUAUGACAUUCUACCUCACCUUAUAUAACUUUCAAACCUGUCUUUCCGAAGUCGCUCUUGCAAAGAAUCAGUGAUGUUUUCAUGUAGAGUGUUUUAAGGCUUCAUUUAUCUCAACCAGCAUGCUUCGAUGACACUCUCUUUUUUUUUUUUUUUAUUUAAUUGUUCGAAAAUUGAUUUGAGCCACCAAAUGAGCGACACAAGGCAAUUGCGAGAUUAUCGUGGCUACAUGAGAGCGUAUUAUUAUCACUCCAUGAAGCAAGAUCGCAAAACAUAUGUCACCAGUCAUUACAGGGAAAACAAUAGGCGAUAUUGAUUAUUUUUAUCUCGAUCACUUCUUUCAAGAGACUUGAAAAUUUAUUGUCAGUGAUGUUAAGAACCUGCAGUAUUGUAUAUCAAAAUAUCAUCCCGGCAAGAAAAACAUUUCUCUAACAUCAGUCGAGAGCACAUGCUAAUUGCUGCAUCUUCAGGAGAUCACCUGAAGGGAUUCCAUAUUUAAGCGUUUUUAGUUGACCAUGAAAGCUAAAAUAAACCGCUGCAGCAAAUUUCGACAGGCUUUCAGUUAAUUUGAUGACAACGGAUUCAGAAGGGACGUUGUUAUUAAAAAAGAUACACCAGACCCCAUUUAAAGCACUGAUAAAGCUGCAAUCAUGCCUUGGUAAGUUAAAGAUUCUGAAAAAAUUGGGCUGAAAAAUGUAUUAAACGUCUGUGUAGGUCGUUGAUUUUUGUUAGUGCCACAGAAGUCAUGAAGAACAAAGGAAAAAAGGAGUUGUACAAGCUUUGUUUCACUGCAAUGAUCUACGCAGCGAAUGCACGGGGCUUAUUGGCACAAGCUGAUUCACACAAUAAAGGCGCACAAAGUGAGAUUGUUUUAUUUGUUUGGUUCGGUCAAUAGCUUCGACGUUCUGGCUCCCCAGACUUCUCAUGGGACGACAAAGAAUUGCAAUUAUGGACGUUAUGGACAGCACUUCAAUAUAACAAUAGUUGUAUAUCUCGAACAGUACAGUUUGCUUUUGUAUAUCUACAAGAUAUCUGAUCAUGGGCCCGCGGGGAACCACGAAUUCUGCUAUUCUGCUUCGAGUGAUUCCCAAUUACUUUUAAAAGUACGUUCUCGUAAGCUCAGUUUCCCUGAAAGGGCUUCGCAGACUAAAGAAAUAAUUUAAGGAAUGAACAUCACGGGAACGAGAGGGUGACAUCCGCUCUGCCAAUGAAGAUGCUAACCUACUUCAACAAAGCCCUGAAAGAGGUAGGCCUUUUUUUCGACAACCAGCCCUUUUUUUCCUCCCAAACGUAAUAACAUUUUGACGGCAAUUUUUUAAAGGAAAUCACUUAGAAAACCAAAAAGUAACCGAACUCGAUCAAAGUAACAAUCAAAACAUUUUUUGUAGCGACGCGGUAAAUGUCACAGCUUUCCUUUUAUAUAAAACACCAGCGCUAAUUGGUAUUCAUGCAGAUUAAACGAUGUCGCACUGUUCGACCUCUUGAGUAAGGCAUACUAGCGAAUUAUAUUUACUAUUUUCAUUCUGUAACAGCUUGAAUUGGUAAGAUAGAGACCACUUCGAUACCCGUUAAGAGAGGCAGGAAGUUAUACAUGCAAUUAUCACUUACACACACAAGCCCGAUGAGAUAGAAAGAAAAGAAUAUUGUCCUUCGAUUAACGAUGCCAGUUGCAAAGAUUGCCACCCAAUGUGAAACGAAAGACUUCGAGAAACAAGCUAGAUAGCCUGUAACAGAUAACCAUCUCUAAAUGUCUCCUAAAACCCGCCAUCACGUAGUCACAAUGACCCCAAGUUGGCCAGAGGUUUCGGGUGCGUUGUGUCGCCGUCACCUGAUUCGUUUCUAUCAACAGAGGGAGAUUGCGUUAUGCUCGAGUGAUAUUGUGUGAGAACUAGUUCCAUGUUUUGCGAUUAUUGCACCACCAUAUUAUUCUUCCUAAACUUCCUUCCACUCCGUCAAUGCAACUGAUCGGCCCAUUUGCGAAUCAGCAGUGCGACACUUACGAAUGCAUGUCAUUCCUGAUUUUCCAUAGAAUUCUGUCGCAAUUUGCGAUUCCUCAAAUGAAAAUCUCACACUCGUCCACUUCAAGCGGAAAGUCUCUACUCUAAAAGACUUUUCUAAAUCUGCCGCUUAAACUUCGUCUUGAUAACUCACCAAGCACUUGCCUAUAGAAAUUGCAAAACAUUUUUCCUUCGAAGCCAUUUGCUCUAUAUUUAUUAGCGCCCAUCAACCUUAAGACUACACGGAUCGGUAUUUCCUGUCGGAAAUGUCAAGUUUUUCUCAAAUCAUGCACGAAACGACGAGAAGAUCAGGAAACCUCUUUCUAACAAGUUUAUGAGAGUUUUCAUUAUAGUAACUUCCGGUGUUGGCAGGUAUUAAGAGAAUUUUUUCAAUGGUGCUUCAAGUCUGACCCUCGUCAUACCUUGUUUUUCUUCAAUUGCUCAUUAUCCUUCAGCCGAUUAACCAAACCCUUGUUUAUAUUUCUCCUGAGUAAAUACCGCUAAUGAAUAUAUCUUUGUUUGGCUCAAGAACGUACCUCCUGUUUUGAACUAAGUAAUAUCUACUUUCCUCUCAUUAAUUAGCAGGUAUAAUCGGAAAGAAAACAAUAAAAAAAAAUCUUUCGUGCGAUCUUUGCUGAAUUGAGACCUUCAAGAGUCACCGCACAUAGUUAAGGUGAGUUAACUGCAGAGAGAAGUUGUCUAUAACUCGUAAAUAGAUCUCGUCAACCAAGAUUCUUGUCAUUUUGUUCAUGUUUAAAUAUUGCUCAAGAACGUGAAAUAUAACAUCUAUGAUCAUGAAUUGCUCCCAGAAUUGUUGUCAAAGUUAAGAUGAAGAACUCACACGAUACUUUCGAAAGGUACUUCAUUUUUCACGGCUUGCUUGUACUCUCGCCGGUUUCGUCACUUAAUAGGAAAACUCUGCUAUAUUAGCAUGUCCGAGAAACAUGAAUUACAAUCAGUAUACUCAAGGAAAACAAAUUGUAUACAGUUUUUUAAAGUAUUUUGAGUGAUUCUACUUUUACUUUGAACCAAUUAGGAUGCUAUAAAAUUACAGGUUAAGACAAAACAAUAUUCAUCUUCAAACCGCUUUUUAAGUUACAAAUAUGCCGUAUGAAAAUAAUUUCUGAUCACUUACAUUCCUCGCUGAAGUAAAGGCGUUUACAUGUUAAAAUUACUCUCUAGCUGAGAUCUCGUACCAAAAGAACGUGACCGGGGUAUCGUAUAGCACAGUUUUUAAAAAACACUGAUGGAGAGUGCGACGUUUGAGCACGUCAAACCAUUACACCUUUAAGAGGCACGUUUACAUCGAAAGAGUAGAACCAACUACACUAAAGUUAUACGAUUUCGCUUCCAGCUUCGCAAGGAAUUUUCAUGUCGGUAAGUGGCUUGAAAAUUGUUUGUCUCGAGACGAUCAUCAUUUAUUAUGUUUGGUUGAUAGUUCUCAAUCAGUCUGAACUCGCGAUCGCAAAUUGUUGAUUUACGACGAAUAUCUUACAUCACAAGUUACGAUUUUGAAGCGCUAGAACUGAAGGCAAAGUUGUACUGAUAAAGACUUCUUUGGAGCUGAAAAAUGUAAUUUCGUGAAGAGCGAGUGGAUGCUUUCGAAUUUUAAUAGCUAGACCAGACAUAAUAGUGUUAAAAGCACAUUUACAAUUAGUCGCACAAUUCCGGUUUAUUGAGCUGCGAUGCAGCUCGCCAGCACAACUGCAUGAUGACACCAAUCUAGAAUUUGAAUUUCUCAACCUGCAUGCCUCAAACCUUUUUUCCAAGUCAGGCAAUAAUGGAGUAGUAAUGUAAAACUAAAACAUCUCGCGUCACUUCACAUACUUAAGCAUUCUCCGAUGCAUUCUUCGGGAAUAAUACAACUCCCAGAAAUUUUGUCCUGGUGUUUUGUUCCGUCUAAUCAAUUGAAUUUCGCAGGAUUCAUAAAAUUUCAAAACCAUUCUCUUGUAUGCUUAAAGCUAUCAGUCGCAUUUUCGCUGAUUUAGUACAAAUACUCGUGAAUUUCCUUGGUAUUAAACUCAAGUGUUUAGCCCUCGGCAAGAUCUUAACUGUACUAUAGAAUCUUUAUUGGACUGAAAUUUUAUUGACCUGCUUUUGACUGAAUAUUCGAACAGGUUCAAAUCAUUAAGCACAGCGACUGUUUCCAAUUAACCGGAGGCACAUCAAAUGGUCAUUAUCCGGUUUGACCAUUAUAGUAGCUCGAACAAGAACUAUGGCAGCUGUCGGCGUAGAUAAACAAAUCUUACUUUUCCCUUGGAAAACAAUAGGACAAAAUCAUGCUAACAAUGCCGUGAACGUGGGUCUUGUCAACAGAGUCGACCUCGGUGCUAAACGCUGCUUUCUUCUCGAUACUUUUGCUAAUUAUCACGCAUUUCUUCUAAAUCAAUUGCAGCAUUUUCAAUAUCGUCCAAUAAAUAACAAAUCACAGUUUCCUGUCUGAUGUCUGGAUAGCAUGAUCUGAUAUAAAUUGAUUGGUUAAAGUUUAUCGAUAAAAUCUGUUGAUUAUAUCGCAAUUGACUAGUUCUAGAAAGCAGCUUAUUGAGAUAAAAGGCUCAACUAUUUGUGGCUUCUGAAGAAUUGAGUAUAAGUUUGCAACCUCUCUUUCAUUUUACAAACAAACAAUGGAAAUGAUAAUUAAAUAAAAACGCAAAAAAUGAAAAAAAGGGUUAAUUUUCCUUGUCCUGAUGUCCUGAAGACUUUUUCCGAUGCAAAACUGGUCAGUAGAACACUUUUCAUUCCCAAUAGAGUAUCCUAUUCUGAUCGCGUCUAUCAAUUUAAAAUCCAUUCCAGCAACACCUUUUAUAGAUUCCAUCUUGGAAAAAGUAUGGCUUUGUCGCAGAGGUCGUUAAGAUCCAGCCUUUCGAAUAGGCUAACUGUCCGGCCAGUUCUAUCCUCAUAAUUUUCUAUCUAGUUGUUGAAAAUUUUGCCGUUUCAUUAGCUUUGAAAACGAUAAAGGAGGCAAGAGCAGGGAGGAGGGUUACCAUAUCUACUAUUUGUGAUGAAACUCUCGCUGCGAAAUGAAUGGGGAAAUUCUGUUGCUUGUUUAGUUCUCGUUGUUGGCUAGUAUCACUCCAAACUUGAAUCUCGUAACUAAUCCAACUAAGAUCCUAACCCUUAAUCAAGACAUCCUGAUGUCCACACCACACCGAUGCAUUAACAAGAAAUCUCAGCAAUUCAUUGACCAAGAACUUCGCAAACCUGCCACUAAAUCUCAGUGGAGAAGCGCCCUUUUAAUCUUGAUAGUUUACACGACUUUUUGGUUCUAAGGGUCGUAAAAAAACAUGGUUAAUCUAUCACGUACACAGUAUAUGUUACUGAUCGUUGCCACACGCGGAAACCGGAGUCUAAUUGGACAGUUUCUCGACAAACAUCCUAAGGUUUACAAGUUGUGUUAGCCUUUUCUUUCACAUACUAUCAUCACAUUACUGUGAUGACGGCAUACAAAUCGCUAGUUUUGAAAUGACCGUCCAUUAAUGGUUGUGACUCUAAAAUACACCUGAUAUAUGUCAUGAUUUUCCAUAAGAUGUUUGGAGUAAACUAAAAAUAUGUUUACAAUAAUUUCCUUUCGGUUGGUCUUGCCUUUCCUUACUGUGGUCCUAAAUUUCGAAUGGUCCCAGAUUUUUGCAUAGCGUUUAUUAAGCUUUUUGACAGUCAACCAAAGAUACAUAUUUGACUGCGUGGCGGUUUUGUGUGUGCUAAGUACGCAAGAUAGAUACCGCAAAUAUUUCAAUCCCAUAACCUAUGGAAUUGAAAUAUUUUUGGUUCGAUAAGUGCAAUACUUCAGCCAAUAAUUCAUCUCCAAUAAUAUUUCAUUUUAACCUAAAUUGUGUUCGUCACCUCAGCUCACAAUUAGAGCUUUCACCCAGUUCUCUUGAAAGUAAACAGUAAGUGCUAAAAAAAAAUUCUUUAUUCGCGAACAGAAAAACCUAAUCGUGUCGACCUCCAAAUUAAUGGAAUUAUAAUUUCUAGUUGACGACAUUCGCCUGGUGGUUUUCGUUCCCCGUUGUAAUAAGUUAUAACACGACUUUCAAGAAAACUCUCUCGGGAAAUGUUCUUUCAAUUUAAUUUCACCAAUUCCCUACAGGAAAGAAAAUGGGUACUUCCGUUUCUUUGCUAACACUUUUGAGAAACUCGAUACAGCUUUCGCGCUAAAACUUACGGCGCAGUAAAUCAUAAGCUUAUAAAAAGGAUCAGAUUGACUUCAGUAUCAGAUGAUGCGUACAAAGUACAUUAUAAAUAAGGUUAUUUUUAUUUCAACUUUCUUAUCAUAAACCUAUCAGGAAACACGCUUAGAGGAUUAUUUUCGUGGAUCAAUAUCACUGAAGUAGGCUUUCAAGCAGUUAAACCCACAGCUUCCCGAGGUUUAAAGUUGACGACGCAUGUUUUCAAGCGGAGUUGAUCGCCAUAAGUCGUUUGCGUCUCUUAGCAAGAAUCGUGCAGAGUAUUCGCGUAUUGAUGACAAAAAACAGCAACAGCAGCAUCGACAUCAGUAACAACAACAUCAGCAACAAAAAUAUGAACAAACGAACAAUCUAGGAAAACACCAGAACCAAAUGCGCAUGUCAUUCUACAGAUUCAUCUCAAGUAAUUACAGGUGAACAAAUCAUACGGCUGAUAACAGGGUUCUACGAUCUCAGGUGUAUAAGCUAUUAGGGUGGCUGCACAACUUUAGAAUAGGGAAAACCUGCGUAAAGCAAAAAGGUAUACAACACAUGGUCGCUAGUAAAAUACUAUACCAAUCAGAUAAGUCGAUGAUACGUGGUUGUCAUUUCAGAUGAGACCUCUAUGACUGAUAACGAGAGAUCCACAGUUUGUUUGUUAAAAUUUUUCCAUUACACCAACCACUUUAAUCGUUAUCAGUAUAUGUAUUUAUCAAUGUUAUUAUUAUCAUUAUUGCAAUUAUUAGUAUUAUUGUGGUUUUCAUUCUAUUAACUCAUCUUCAAAUGUAUUUUUCUACUUAAAAUAAUCGAAUAGGCCUCGGUCUGGUUUACUUGCAACGCAGUAGCAACGUAUCGGUAUGCACAUCUGGGAAAUAUAACAGGAAACGUGCCCGUUUCUUUGUUAUUGUUGUUGUUUUCUUUUUUAAGGCCAUUUCUUUAAACUGCAAUGACUCACACCUCCGUGGUAGCCCUUAUAUCCUCGUUAAAUUCUCGGAUACUCUUCCCUCUGAGAUAUCUUCUUAUCCUACCAAACUAAUGUUUUGUGAUUGCAAUGAACGACUAUAUACAUGUAGAUGAAGAUAUUCCGUCCGCCUUAUAUAAACUGAAAGACAUUAUAGUUUUGCAGUCUAAUUUUGCUCUCGACUUUAAUUUCCUAUGUACUAAGCAUUAAUGUGUUUCUCUUCAAUAAACUUUUAUGUGUCUAUCAUAUGAAGGCCAUGUUCAAAUUUUUAUGAAUUUUUUGUUUCAUGAGUGGUACAUUUUUAACAUUCAGCGUAAAUCCAUAUCGCACCCACGACAUGUUUAAUACUUUUGCAUAAAUCAAUCUGGUAACGAAAAGAAGUCUUUGUACAUCUGUUAAGUUUAGAUUCAUUUACAAUUCUCAAACAAUAGCUUCGUAAACGCAUAACAAAACUUCAACUAAAUAUGCGUAUAUAAGCAUAGUUGUUUCCUAGUCUUAAUAAAUUUGGUUCAGGACCUCUCCACCAAUGUUAUAUAUUUAUUUUUAUCUGCCUUGCUACAGAAAAGUAUGAGGUUUUAGUGUAUGUGUGUUUUCCUCCAACUUUCAUUUGAAUGCCUUAUCUUUUGUUCUGCCAAUACCCUUGACAUCGAAUAUAACAAUGAUCUCGUACUUUCCGACUUUUUUGCCAUUAUUAAAACAUGAUCAAAUAAUUGCUAUGUCAAUAAAUUAUGGAUAUCUUUUCCCCCACAGCUGUGUGGCAAUGCUCUUAUGGUUAAUUGAAAUUCACUCAAGCACGUAGGUUCUCUCGCCAUAGGUAGAAUGUUUUCCUUUUCUUGUCUAAGUUUGUUUGCGUGAGUUAUUGUCUCGAUGUCUUAAUUUAUUAUUAAUAACUAGGAUCUUGACAUUGUUAAUGAGUAGCUUCUGUCUGUCAAUGUAUUGAGGAAAGAUUCUCGAAAAAACGUGAGAAGUCAUGUUUACAACCAAUCGAGAUCAGACAGUUUUCUAAUUUCGUAUUUUGUCUUCUCACCAUUGAAUUACAGAAGCUUUACCACCUUGGUGCGUUCGACGAAGGGGUCUUUCGGUCACAUUUGGUGCCAGUAUUGUAGAAGUUCAGAUUGGAUUUAUCAGUUAUUGCGUUGGGGUUUCUUUGUGUUAUCGAACAUUUCGAUCACCAGAGCACAAACUCAAGGAUUCUGGCGGAAAGACAGACUUGGAGAGAAGCAACUUGGCAAAUAGCGGUCUCGUUGAGGUACAUAACUAACUAAACCUGAGUGUAGCCCUUAUUUCAAAGCCCUCACCGAUAUGGUUACCAACAUGUCCACGAGUAAUGAGACCUCUAUGGACGUCAACAUCUCAGAAGAAACUUCGGGCGAGUCACCCACCAUCAAGGGAAUCAAGCUCACAUUAUAUGCCAUAAUUUUCCUCAUUAGUGUCAUCGGCAACACCUUGGUUUGUGUGAUGAUCGCGAGGCGUCGACGAAUGCGAACCGUAACCAACUUCUUCGUAUUAAACCUCGCGGCUUCAGACUUAGCAAUCACCUGCAUUUGCAUCCCUUUUGACAUUCCUGUGCAGGAGAAUCACCACAAAUGGCUGUAUGGGCAAGUCCUGUGUAAACUUCUGUACCCCAUUCAGACAAUGGCUGUGUUUAGCUCCAUAUUUACACUGACAGCUGUGAGCCUGAAUAGGUUUUGGGCUAUAGUAUAUCCUCUCAGGAAACAAAUGACUAAGAAGCAUGCUUUCGUCGUCAUUGUGGUCACCUGGGUUGUCUGCGCCCUUUUAACAGUUCCUUAUGUGGUGGUGUUAAAUCUGAACGAGACAACCAAUUAUUGCGAGGAAAACUGGCCAGGAAUCGAGUACAGGAAAGCAUACACAGCUUCUUUGUUCGCUCUGCAAUACCUCUUGCCUCUAUGUAUGAUCACGAUAGCAUACUUUAAAAUCGGACUUGAACUAAGAACUUGUGUUAACGUGAAGAGGAGAUACUCUGUCAACUCCGUUUUACACAAUGCACGUAGAAACGAGGCGCGCAAAGUUGUACGCAUGCUCAUCGUCGUCACCCUUCUCUUUGCGAUUUGUGUGUUACCCAAUAACGUUAUGUGGCUUUGGCUCGAUUUUGGAAACGGGGCAAGCUACUCGAAAUUUUGGGACAUGGUUGCAUUCACCAACAUCAUUCUCUUUGCAAACAGUGCUGCGAAUCCUAUUGCUUACACUAUCUGCCACGAGAAUUUUAGGGAGGAAUUUAAACUGUAUUUUACCUGU
This is a messenger RNA of Pocillopora meandrina, 16506 nucleotides long. The record is from the annotation of a GenBank genome assembly. Lineage: Eukaryota; Metazoa; Cnidaria; Anthozoa; Scleractinia; Pocilloporidae.